AUGAGCAGAGUGCCGGUCAGCUGGUGCCGUCGAUGCGACGCGUCCGACUACACCUUCGCCUACACGGAAUGCGCUGCCGAUGGUUCGCGCUGGAGAGUUGCUCUGCCAUUUCAUGCAAACGCCUGCGAAGGUCUACCUGAACCCACGAGAGGAUUGAACUGCUCGUUCUCGUGCUCGGCGGGACAUUACUUGGACAUCAUGACGCAAUCUUGCAGACCUUGUUUGCCAGGUCAAUACAGUCUCGGUGGUGGCGCCAGGUUCGAAGAGUUCUACACGCUUCCUGCUGGCUUUUCCGUGGAGAACUUCGACGCGAACGCAAUGCAAUUCGAUGAUGUCGAACGGUCACAGACAGAUCCCUGUCCUCCGGAGUCGGUUUCUUUUUUCAUCGGAGACGGCAUUGCUGUACAUUCGAUCGGUUUCUGUUCAAGAACUAGAUAUCUGUAG
This is a messenger RNA of Angiostrongylus costaricensis, 444 nucleotides long. The record is from the annotation of a GenBank genome assembly. NCBI's taxonomy places the organism in Eukaryota, Metazoa, Nematoda, Chromadorea, Rhabditida, Metastrongylidae.